AUGGAGCAAAACCAAAACACCUCCCCAUCAUCAAACCCAAACACUACCUCAUCUCUCGGGUUUGCCGGUUAUGAAGAUUAUUUCAACCUUUUAUCGACUCAAGGCUCACAACAGAUCCCAUACCAAGGCGCAGCUUUCAGCCCCGCUUCACCGCCACUACAGUUUCCCAACUCACAUUUCUUUCAACAAAAUCAAGGCGGUCAAAACCCAAAUUUACAACAAAAUCUUUUCCCUUCUUUUGCUUCGAUGCAACAACAAACCAACCAACCAUCGCCUACGACACAACAAUCGGGUGAAGCGGAAGCGGGAGGUAGUAGGAACAAGAAAGGGAAAGGGAAAGGAAAAUCAAAAGGGAAAUCAAUAGCGGUGGAAUCUGAAAAUGCAAACGUUCCACAUUGGUGGACACCGGAAGAGGAAUACGCUUUGACGGCGGCUUUGUGUGCUACUUCAAAGGACGAACUUCGCGGAAAUGGAAUGAAAAAAGGAGCUUAUUGGGGGGCGGUGCUCGACAAGUUUCACGCUAUUUUAAAGAAAAAUCUGUAUCGCAACGACAUGUUGAGCAGCAAAUGGAGUAUGAUAAGUAAGCGGUGCAGCAAAUUCAACGGUAUUUACAACCGGAUUGCGGCGCAACAACAAAGUGGAACCAACGACUUUGAUUUGUUCAAAGCUGCUAAAGAACAAUAUCGGGUCGAAAUGGGUCAUGUUUUCGACUUUGAAAAAUCAUGGGAAUUGUUGCGAGCGGAUCCAAAGUGGAAUAAAACGCAUACAUCGUCGGAGGUUCAAUCCAAAAGGUCUCGCAAUUCUAGUUCGGUCGACGUGUCGGACGCACGGACUAAUAGACCUAAACGCCGAUGA
This is a messenger RNA of Lactuca sativa (garden lettuce), 855 nucleotides long. The record is from RefSeq and is a predicted model, not a curated record. Lineage: Eukaryota; Viridiplantae; Streptophyta; Magnoliopsida; Asterales; Asteraceae.